Messenger RNA from Triplophysa dalaica, 1217 nucleotides. RefSeq lists its product as uncharacterized. The record is from RefSeq and is a predicted model, not a curated record. Bases 37 to 771 code for a protein of 244 amino acids. The transcript has 2 exons. Gene Ontology annotation, molecular function: nucleic acid binding. Lineage: Eukaryota; Metazoa; Chordata; Actinopteri; Cypriniformes; Nemacheilidae.
ACACUUGACCGUGCCUUGCGCAGAAAUCAUCUCAGGAUGAAGCAGGUCUACAGAGUGCCAUUUGAACGCAAUUCAGAGAGAGUCAAAGAAUUGCGAUAUAACUAUGUGCAAAGAGUCCUUGAGCUAGAGGUGGCUGCAGUGGAGCACCAGUUCAUCUUCAUUGAUGAGGUUGGGUUCAACCUCACAAAAAGACGAAAGAGGGGAAGGAAUAUCAUCGGCCAGCGUGCCAUUGUUGAAGUCCCUGGCCAGCGCGGAGGGAACAUCACAAUGUGUGCAGCGAUUACCCACCACGGCGUCAUCCAUCACCAUGCUACCCUUGGCCCCUACAACACCGCCCAUCUGAUCACAUUCCUUGACACCCUACACAACACACUCAUUCCACCAGAUCAGGUAGAUGGCCCAGAGCAGCUCAGGUACGUUGUUAUUUGGGACAACGUAAGUUUCCACAGGGCUGCUCUGGUUCGUAACUGGUUCACUGCCCACCCACGCUUUUUAGUUGCUUAUCUCCCUCCAUAUUCUCCAUUCCUCAAUCCUAUUGAGGAAUUUUUUUCUGCCUGGAGAUGGAAAGUGUAUGACCGAAAUCCACAAACGCGUAUACCUCUUCUCCAAGCAAUGGAGGACGCAUGUGGAGAUAUAGCAGCUGAUGCUUUCCAUGGCUGGAAUCGCCAUGCUAGGCGAUAUUUCCCCCGCUGCUUGGCCAGGGAAAACAUUGCUUGUGAUGUGGAUGAGGUGCUGUGGCCAGACCGCAACAGAAGAGAGGAUGCAGCAUAGUUUUUUUUGUUUGUUUUUUACUGUAACUGUAUACAGUAAAUUCUUCUGUUGUUUUGUAUGUAGUGUAUGUGCAACUUUGUGUUGGUUGGGAAUGGGAUGUACACUGUGUACAUUGUUUUUGCGAGAAAAAUAAAAUAAAAUUUACAGUAAAAAACAAUAUUCUCAAAUAUUUUACAACACACUCAUGUUUGUACUCUGUGUAGUAAGUGUAACACUGAACCAAAAAAGGCCUAAUUCAAUUAAGUAUUUUACAUUCAUCAUAGUGUUUUACAUUGAGCACAUCAGUGUUCAGCUGGUUCUUAUUAAUGUCUAUACAAAUGAUGGUUUGUGUGUGUCAUUUGAAAACAAAAUCCCAUUUUGAGAAGAAAUAAGAUUGUUUUGAAUGUAAAGUUUCAUUUUGCUGGAGAACUGAGGGGUUUUGCCCAUUGUGUGUGUUUUUUUGGAUU